AUGACAAUGACUCGAGGUGUGUGCUUGGCCCUUCUCUUCUUGCCGUUGGUGGAGAGCACACGGAGCUAUGCCAAGAUGCAAGAGGUGGAAGAGCACACGGCCGAGAGUCGUUCCGUGCCCAAAGUGAUCUAUGACGCCCUGCGCCAAGCCGGAGCUCUGGUGCAGACGCAUGUGGAAAAGCUGGAGGACGAAACGCGUAGCUACAGCGCAGUGGCCAGAAAACGGCUGCAGUGUUCCGGUUUGAGUGUGCCCUUCAGCAGUAGAGUGUUCGCAACUACCAGCACAUUCGCCAUGGAGCGUCCUGCACCUCGUGCUAAUUCCAUGAUCUCAGCCGCGGCUCUUCGAAGUCGUAGUCGGCCUAAUGAAGGUCAUCCACACCCAGCUCAUGCAGCCUUGCCAGCACCUCCAGGAUUGCCAGCUCCAGCAGAAGCACAGAACAUGCCAAGUAGCCAGCAACUUUUGUUGCAGUUGGUUCAGUCACAGCAGGUGCAGAACCAGUUGCUACAGCAACAGAUGGAUGUGCUCAGGCAGCAAACACAGACACCCACGGCACACAACAAUCCAGAAGACAUGCUCGGCACUUUCGAUCCUUCGCUCCAACCUGUUUUGAAGGAGUGGGCCCGUGACUAUCGCAAUGCUCUGCAACAGCAUGUCACACAAGCCAAUUUGCAGCAGAAGUAUCAAGACAUUGCAGUGUCUGGUGAACUUCACAAGCAGUUCCAAGAUGAAAGCACCAGAAGUUGGCAGUGGCCUCAGGCUUUCAAAGCCAACGCCCAGGAGUUGACCACAACUUCGGCUUUGCUUGAGGAAGGUCAGAGGGACAUGUACAGAGCUGACGUUGCAGGUCCGUUCGACAUUGAGGCAGCAUUCAGAGCGAUGAGGCGCCGGCAUGCUCAGGAAUGCCAGAGCUUUGUGUUUGCUUACCAGCGACAGUGCGCAGCUUUCUUUGAGGACAAAGUCCACCCAACAAAGCAACUCAUCUUUCUUGAAGAUCGUUUUCUUAGUUGGCAGCAGAAGCAUGGCAAUUUGGUGAGCGCGCAGGCCAAGACUCGGUUGCAAGAACAACUUAAGGUGUUUGCUGAACUGGUCUUCCGAACAGAGCAUCCGAAGGCCAUGUCCAAGCAGGAGAAGGACAAGGAAUCCAAACAGAAGAGAAAGGAUGAACUUACAAAAGCUGAAGCCGAGUUCAGGAUUAUGGACGUCAAUAAGCUUUUAGCCAUGGCAGUGUUGGAAUUUGCAACUCUGUCAGGAAAAAGCGGAACACAGAAGUCACAGCAUGUCGUACCAACCACCGGUGCCCUGGCCUAUUUUGUCAAGCAGCAUCCAGAUUUGGCAAAGAAGUACAAUAUCUCGGUCGGCUCAACUGUGUCCAAGCCCAAGUCCAAGCCCAUGGGAUCCAAUGACAAAGAUCGUGGCAGAUCGGAUGUUGAGAUCCCCACGUAUGUCCUUGCGUAUUUGUCGAAGGGCGGUAAGUUUGUGGCGGACAGAUGUGCCAGUUCAGCUGCUAAAGUCUUGACAAGCGUUUCUGCUUUGGAAAGGUCUUUGAAUACGGCAGUGUUUUUUGACAGACAUGCACUUGAACCUACUUUUUUCAGACGUUGCCGUCUCCGAACUGCUUGGAAGCCCAAAGAGGAUCCAAUCAUUUCUGCAUAUGGCAGGCUGCUGCGAGAAGAACUCAGUAGCUAUUCUCCUCGAGAACUUGUCAAAAAUGAAGAUUUCAUUGACAAAGCUGCUCGGAAAUGGCUAUGGCAACACCGACGUGAAAUCAGCGUAGUGGAUUGCGACAAGAACCUUGGUGAUGCAAUUGUGCCCAAGCACUGGGUUAGGCAAGAGUGCUUGAGAUUGCUGGAGGAAGCCUCGUACAAAGUCUCCCGCGCAGACUUCCUGGAUUCCUCUGCCAAUUUGAAAUUCCUGCUGGAUAGUUUUUUGCAGCAAUCAGUGCUUGCGGGUUCCAUAUCCACCAGACUAGCAGCGUUCAUCCGCAAGGAUUUCGGUUCCAAAAAUGUUGGCAGUUUUCGACUCAGAGUGAAGUUGCACAAGUCCCCAGUGGUAGGCAGGCCAAUCAUGAACCUGAGCAAGGCUUGGUUUAGCCCCUUGUCAGUUUUUCUCACUGAAGCGCUGGCGCCUAUGCUACAAAGACAGCUGCAUGUCAUUCAGUCUUCGCAAGAUCUUGUGAAACAGCUUGUGGAUUGCGUUGUCCCUCCUGGUUUUGCUUUGUUCACGUUUGAUGUGCGGAAUCUAUACCCCAGCAUUGACCAACGGCAUUUCCUCAGUGUCAUAGCCAGCAAAGUGAGGUCUUUCUGGAGUUCGAAGCCCAGUUUUGGGGCCAUGAUAGUCAAGCUCAUUGAGUUUCUGCUUGCCGUACAAUAUGUCGAAUUUGAAGCAGACAUAUGGCAUGUACAAAGUGGUCUACCUACUGGAUUGCAAGCCUCCGUCGUGUUUGCCAACUUGUACCUUGCUGCUUUUGACGAUUUUCUUGUUCAGAGAUGUUCCUGGAUUUUCAUGUGGAAGCGUUACAUAGAUGAUGCUUUUGCAAUAUUUCCUCUGGACUCAAAAGACGAGUGUCUUCAAGAACUCAACAUCUGGCAUCCGAACAUCGUUUGGGAGAUGUCUGGUUCCGGUAUGGCAGUGAAUUUCCUGGAUCUUAGUUUGACACUGCAGAUGGGAGAUCGUUCCAUUUGUUUUGAGACUUUCCGAAAGCCGCAGAACGCAUACUUGUACUUGCCACGGACUUCAUGUCACCCACCCAGUGUGUUCAAAGCUUUGGUGAUUGGUGAGACGCAGAGGCUACACCGAACAAACCGGAAGAAUGCCAAAGCUUUUGCCAAGCACCUAGACCUGUUUUUUGACAAACUGCAACACAGAGGCUACUGCAAAGAGGAGGAGAAAUUUCAGUUUGAAUUGGCACUAACCACUUUGACUUCCGCUUUUUGCACUUUGCGCAACCAGAUGUGGUGGGAGGAAGCGAAUCGCCUGGCGGAACAGAAGAAAGCCGACUCCACGGCCAAGAUCGCCUCCACGGCCAAGAUCGCCAAGGACAUGCAGGUGAAGACGGAUCACAUCGCAGACAAGGCGAAGGCCACGCGCGAUCUGAUGAUCAAAGUGGAGAAAGCGGCGGCGGAGCACAGCAAAGCAGGUGAAGAUCACAAGAGCUCCAUGACGAAGUUUGGCAAGAUCAGUGACGACGUGGAAGCCUUGGCCAGAAAGAUCACCAUGAAGGAACAGGCGCUGACACAGAUCGUGAGCACUUACAAAAGGCAAAUCGCUGAGAUGAAGGCUCAGAUGGAUGAAAUGAUGAAG
Molecule: messenger RNA, 3300 nt
Organism: Cladocopium goreaui
Lineage: Eukaryota; Dinophyceae; Suessiales; Symbiodiniaceae
Source: the annotation of a GenBank genome assembly